CAAGAUAUUUUCUAUUUUCUAGAUUUUCAAGUCUUGUUUUGGUAACGCUCCAGACCAAAACAGUGUUGUGUUGUGCUGCAGUUACCUUGUAUGGAGAAAUGGCAUGGCUUCUCUUCCUAGCUGCCAAAACUACUAAAAGACACAAACUUUCUCAAGUUUUACCAUGCAAAACCCAAACAAACAACAACCCAUUACUUCGCUUCAUUGCCUUUACUCUCUCAACCUCUCUUUCUUACUGAUCCCAGCUGGACUUGGUGGCUAGAAGUUUUCAGUAGAUCAUCAAGUCAGGCACCAAUUCACGGGAAAGAUCCCGACUCCCGAGUUGCCCAAAUAUUAUUGUAAUCAGCCUCUUUAUGUUUUCCUUUUUACAUCAUCGCUUGAUUUAAUGUUGGUCUUAGCCCGUCCAAUGAUGUCAUUGUUCAGUUGUGGUUACAUCAUGCUUUGUUUUAUUGCUAUUAUCUACUUGUCUGCUCCUUGCUGUAUAUUACUGUUUAUUACCCUUAGUUUUUUGUUCCUUGAGCUACCAGGGAAAAUAGAGGACCCUUGCCUUCUUAGUAUUAUGAACCAUCUCAAUUGUGCUCAUUCUUGGCUAGUGUUAAUGACUGAUUAAAUCAGUCCAUUGUGUGGAAGGUGAAAGGAAUAAUUCCGGUUCAGGGAAUUGGCAAGUUGAUUUGCUUCAUGCAUAUUCUCUGUUUGUAUUUAUUUGAUUCUCAUUAACCAACUUACAAUUGGAAGAGGUUCUGGUACAUUUUUAAGAGUAGUUCUUAAUUCACAGAACUUGUGAGAUCAAUAAAAACAAAUGUUGCCAAUUUUCAGCCAUUUUUUAGGUGGAUUUAGCAUCCCUCCUAUAUCUGUUUCCAUAUUUCUUCCUCAAGACCUUUGUGUGUUGGGCCGUGUAAAAACUUCUGCAUAUAGAGUUUUUUUUUCAUUAUUUUUAUGUGAUUGUGCCAGAUUUUUUCUCAAUCGAAUCUAUCAUGUUAGUGUUCAGAUGCCCAAGGACAGAUCAGAUUCCAUUUUGAUACUCUUCCCAUGGUUUAAAGCAAUGCAGAUACUCUGUCACAGCCUUGGACAUAUUCCGAUUUAUUAUAUUGCAAACAUAUGGAUACUUCAUCUCAGGCUGCAAAUUCUCUUUCAACUGCGGGAUCAGAAUCCUUUGUUGAUUCAAGUGUCAUAGCCAACAAUGACCAACUUUUCCUCCUUUAUUUCAUCAUCGGAAACUUUUUUGGGCCUGAUCUCAAAGAAGGACCUAAAAAAUCACUGUUUCAAAGAGCAGCUGAGGGGCUAUCAACUUACUUAUUAGAACAACUAACUGGAGGCUACAUCAAAACUGAAGAAAUAGAGCAUAUAUACCACUAUGCACUUCGAAAGGCAGAGAAGCAUCUUGCUUUGAAAUUAUCCUUGUUGCACCAAUUCUUUCUAGGCAACCUACCUGCUUCUGGAACUGCCAGUUACCUGCAGUUUCCUGAUAUGUUUCCAACCCACCUACAUCCUCCUCAUUCACUAAUGGAUAAUAGAUACCAAAUUGUGUCAAAUGUGAUAUUCAUCAACAACCCAAAUACCUCCCAUAUUGGCUCAAAGGACAUUGAGAGGUUUAUAAGAUUAACUGGGCUCAAGAAUCUUCUGCUGGAUAGAGAUGCAGCAAGAUUUCACUCAUAUUUGGAUGGCAGUGCUCUAUAUGAUGUGAUCGUGCAUGAGGCUGGACCUGGUGUAGAAUGGCCUCCUAUAAGUACUCACCAUUUUCAAAAGAGAGCAAAACAUGCAGAUGGCAUCCUGCAAGCCAGGGAUCUGCAUGUCUAUGAUGUGCAACCUCUUAGCUGUGUGCCAUUUAGAGGUUUGCCUCCUCCUCACAGCUGUACAACAUCUCUACCAGCCAGAGAUUCUGGAAAAUCUGCUGAAGAAAGUCCACGGAUGGUUUUUCUUCCAUCAGGAGCGAAAAAGGAAGAGUGGAACAGUUUAGUGGCUGCAUGUAAAGGUGGACUUGCAUUGACUGGUACUGCUGCAAUGGGCCAGGUGCAACAGACUGUCGGGCUUGUUGAUAUUGGUGAGUGUGAAGAUGCAUACCUUUUCCGGGUGUCUCUUCCUGGAGUGAGACAAGACGACAAUGAAUUCAGCUGCAAAAUUGAAAAUGAUGGUAAGGUGCUGAUAAAGGGCAUUACAACAACAGGUGAGAAAACGGUGUACAGGUUCUCCCAAAAGUUUGAGAUGCUAUCCAGAAAUCUCUGCUCACCAGGGCAGUUUUCUAUUUCAUUACAACUGCCUGGUCCAGUUGAUCCUAGUCAGUUUUCGGGCAAAUUUGGCUUUGAUGGGAUUCUAGAGGUGAUUGUCAUGAAGAGCAGAUAAAGUA
Molecule: messenger RNA, 2344 nt
Organism: Populus euphratica (Euphrates poplar)
Lineage: Eukaryota; Viridiplantae; Streptophyta; Magnoliopsida; Malpighiales; Salicaceae
Exons: 4
Coding region: 1099-2340 (413 amino acids)
Cellular component (GO): nucleus
Source: RefSeq, a predicted model, not a curated record